GAAGCUCCUCCUUGUCGGGUGUUCUCGCCCUCUUGCGAGGGCUCUUGCUUCUUUCCCUUCGCCGACUGGUUCUCUCUCGAUCCUUAUAAAUGAACUCCUUCAGAUGGCCUGCUUUUAUCAGCCUUUCAAUCUCGUCUUUGAGGUGCCUGCAGUCGUUGGUGUUGUGCCCAUAAUCCUUGUGGAAUCGACAAUACAAAUUGCUUUUGGGCUUCGUCGGUCCAUCCUUUCUCGUUCGAGGCCACCGGACAACGUUGUCGCGGAUCUCCUUCUCUAUUACCUCCAAUAUUCUUGCUUGUGGAGCCGACAAGGGGGUGUAUUGAUUCGGCCUUCACCCUCUCAACCGCCCCUCUCUCACCAUUCUUGGGGAUCCCUUCCUCUCUAUCCAGGUGGUCCAUUGGACCUUGGUAAGACCCGCGGCGGCGUUCCUCCUCCCUCUGGUGCGACGCUUAAACCUUCUUCGCCGAUAUUUGCUCCAGCACCUCCGCCGCAACUGGUUGCUACUAAUUACCCGGCAGGUCCCGCUUUGUUUCCUGUCACCGACACUCCAGACGGCCAGGUCACCGGCAGCCACCACCUGUGGCCGGUGCAAUUUGGCUCUCUCUCGACGCAAUCCCUCAUCCCCCCGUCUGUUUCCUCUAACCCCACGGCGGCAGAAAUCCCUCAGCUCACAGAAACCCUCCAUACACUAGACUCUCCCUCAACUCAAAAUUUGGGCCAACUUAAUGGGCCGAUAUCAACUAUUCACAAUGCCAAGCCCACUCUUAACGGGCUGCUACCAAGGAUAACAUCGGAUCCAAUAUGCAGGUCGGCUUCAAUUUUUCCACAGCUCACAGAAACCCUCCCUACACAAGACUUUCCCUCAGCUAAAAAAUUGGGCCAUCUGAAUGGGCCGCUACCAACUAUUCACAAUGCCAAGCCCACUCUUAACCACCCAACAGACCCAUCAUUCUCUCACGCCAAGCCCAACCCCCAGUCAGGCCCCAUUGAUAUCCCCUCGACCCAGCUCACGGAGAAUCCCUCCUCAACCCAUGCGACGUUGACCGGUGACUUCCCCUCCGGCGCCGGCAGUGGGACCGGGCAUCUUCAAACAGACGGAAUGCCCCUCUCCACCGCGUUGACUGCUCCACUGCCGGGCACCUCCGAAACUGAUCGGGCCCCCUUCUACGCCGAAUCGGGGCGCACCACCUCGGCCAAC
This is a messenger RNA of Striga hermonthica, 1195 nucleotides long. NCBI's taxonomy places the organism in Eukaryota, Viridiplantae, Streptophyta, Magnoliopsida, Lamiales, Orobanchaceae. The record is from the annotation of a GenBank genome assembly.